Messenger RNA from Notothenia coriiceps (black rockcod), 1688 nucleotides. Its product is annotated as peptidyl-prolyl cis-trans isomerase FKBP7-like. The record is from RefSeq and is a predicted model, not a curated record. The annotation marks the transcript as partial. NCBI's taxonomy places the organism in Eukaryota, Metazoa, Chordata, Actinopteri, Perciformes, Nototheniidae. The transcript is spliced from 2 exons. Gene Ontology annotation, molecular function: calcium ion binding.
UGCUUCGUAAUUCUCACUGUGCUGUUUCCUCCUCCCGAUCAAAUAGACCCAGUGCCGCCCAAUGCCACGGUGGUCUUUGAGGUGGAGGUGUACUCUGUAUCCAGGGGGCCCCGCAGCAUGGAGGCCUUCAAAAUGAUGGACCUGGAUGAAGACAGAAGUCUCACAAAGGAAGAGGUAAAGCAAUACUUGCAGCUGGAGUAUGAAAAGGGUGGGAAGCCACGCAACGUCGCUUUCUAUGAGAAGAUUAUGGCGGAUAUUUUCCGCAAGAGUGAUCAGGACAGCGACGGCCACAUCAGUGCCAAGGAGUAUAACAUUUAUGGACAUGAUGAGCUCUAGAGAUCCUGCGGAUUUAGGUUAUGCAAUUAGAGAGAAAACAUGAAUGGUUCGGGAAUAAAAGCCAUGGUCACAUAUUCUUACAAUGAUGCAACGGUAUCAAGGGACAUUCUAGGUAAAAAAAAGAUGGAAAUAUUCCUUUAGGAAACCUCUGAUUAUCCAAGAGUUUAUUUUUCCUUUAAUUUGAUAAUCUCUCUGUUUUUUUCACAUAUUUCACCCUUUUACAUUGUUUUCUGUUAAAUGCAGAUGUUCUUUUUACUAUGAGAAUAUUGUAGUGGUGCAUAUUACAAUGACACAAAAUAUUGACAAUAUUAGCCAACACUUCAAACCGCUAAAUGGUAUUUAAAUGUUGUUUUGGGGUGGCAUUUUUCCUUCAAAAAGAAAACAGGAAAUAAUCAUGUUGAGGUAUUUGGAGUUCCCUAUAUGUACUUUCCAUAUAACGUAUUUCCAAGCCAAAUAGUAGCCACUCAAUUUUUUAUACAAAGUAUUCAAUUAUGCAAGAAACUGUCCAACACCUGGAAAUGUGUUGAUGAAAAACCACUACAUUUUAUGAUUUUAUGUGUUUUAUUUCUGUCUUUAAGUUGUGUCUUUUGGUGAUUCAAUUUGCAGAAGAAAAGCCCACAGUAUUGCACAAAGUUGUGGCUUUGAAACUGUAACAUGACUGUCAUAUGACAUGUUGGUUUACCCGCCACAAGAGAAAGAUUCUAACUUGUCUUCCUGUGAAAUUCCUGCCCUCCAAUCUGCAACAUCACACCAGCGCGCGAUAUACAAUAUAGAAGCCCUUAGAAGCAAAUGACAAAAACACUUUCUAAGCCUGAUCUAAAUAGUUUUUCUUUCCUGAUUUAUGAAAUAAGAACAUGUGGGAAAAAAGGAUUUGCAAAGACAACGUUUUCCAAAGUAAUUAUGAAUGCCCUCGUUCCUAUUAAGAACCGACAUGCUGUACCGUAUUUUAGCCUCUUGUGGCCGGAAUUAAUAUUAAAACAACAAACAUUGCAAAAAUAAAAUCACCUACCAACAUGUUUGCUUUUCACCUAUUCACCGAUUUAAAAAACAAAGAAAUAUGAACCUGACAAAACAUUUGACCUACUUGAUCCAAACGGGAAAAAGGGAGCUGUUCUUAAGUCAUUAGCAGGAGAGACUUCCAUUUCACAUUGCAUCAGCUGUGAUUGAGAAGUUUGAAUACAGUUUGUGAUAAAAAUGCACACAGAUGAAUGUUGCGGUGUGUCAGACACAUUUACAAGUUUGUUUACAUCUUUAAUGUGGUCCAAAAUAAUGAUAUUGUUGUAUCCAGAUGAACAGUUUUUGUAUUUUGUAACACAAUAAAGAAACCACAGUGAAUGUGGAAAACAACAGUA